AUGGAGAAAUUCUUGGCUCCGCCGUCGCCAAAAUCUACACCAGUUGUCAGGCGACAAUGGAAGCGAUCUUUAAUCGAAUUGAAUGGGCGACUGGAGGCAGAGUACCGACACGAAUUGUACACUCGUCUUGCUCAUUCCUACUCCGAGAUUGGGAAUUUUCCACAUCUUUAUCACGCGAACGGUGUGCUAUGUCAAACCCAUAUCAACGAGAGGAUCCUUCGCGACAUACACCCGUAUCACUCGACAUGGCGAGGUGUUACGGGGCUUGAGUUUGACAACAAGGGAAUAUACAUAGUGUCUGUCACAAGAACUGGUUGCCUGACCGUGCAUGACUUUGACACUCUAUAUUGUCAGAGUAAAGCUGGCCCAGGUUGUGUGGAAAAUGAGGAAAAGCAUGUUGUGCAUUUGUCUUUUCCUCCGGGUAAGGAAUUCGAUGUCGCUAGAUGGAAUCCUACAAACCAGAAUGAGGUAGCUUGCACAUCGAGGAAACGGGAUAAAGUCUCUAUCUUCGAUAUCAGUUACAUGUCCUCCAAACCAACUGAGGAAUUGCAAACUAAACAGAAGCUCUCGAUCGUUGGCCGCAAAAUAUCUAAUGGUUUAUCUGAUGUUGCCAUUACUAGUUAUGGAGAUUCAAGAAUAUAUGCUCCAGAUACGUCUGGUAAAGUUCAUGUGUGGGAUAGAAGAGCUGGCGUGUCUCCAUGCAUCGAACUUUCAAUAGACAAAUAUGAUGUAAUCAAUAGUAUUCAGAUACAUGUAGAUAAUCAGACUAUUUUUGGAGCUGGUAAAGAAGGAAGCAUUCAUAUCUGGGAUCUUCGUGGAGGAAGAAACUCUACUGCUUUUCAGAGCCGCAAAGAUAUGAACCACUUACCUGUAGUAUCUCUUUGUCUUGCACCGAUGCUGUGGAAGAUCGCAUCUCUUAAGGCACAGUCAGAAAUCGUCUCAAAGGAAAUCCAUUCCAUUAAUGUAAACCCAUCUGCUCCUCAUCAACUCGCAUUUCACCUUGACGAUGGUUGGUCCGGUGUUGUUGACAUUCAUAAAUCUCAGCUUACUCAUGUACAUUGCCCUCCUCCAGCUUGGUUGGAUGGUUCCAGCAAUUCAGCUGAUUUGAUCUUGCGGAAACCUUCAUGGCUGCCAACAUCAUCUAUCUAUGUGGUUGGAUCCAUGAGCGAGAAAGGGAUUCAUGUUCUUGAUUUUCAUCCAAGCUCCAGGUCUCCUUGUCACGUCGACUACGAUGAGGAUUCACAGGGGAAGGAGAACAGGGACAGGUGUAAUCACAGUAACAAGUUUGUUUCAUUGUCUGAAACUGUCACAGGUUGCACUGCACAUCCUCUCAACAGCAUGAUCGUAGCUGGAACUCAGAAAGCGUCGUUGCUUUUGAUCGCACAGAGACAUUGCUCAUCUACAUCAGAAACUGGAGAAGGUUAA
Microthlaspi erraticum is the source of this 1425-nucleotide messenger RNA. The record is from the annotation of a GenBank genome assembly. Lineage: Eukaryota; Viridiplantae; Streptophyta; Magnoliopsida; Brassicales; Brassicaceae.